UACUCGUUAGUUUGUAUUUCAUUCAUUCUUUCCGAUUAGACGUGUUUGGUUCAACUGUUUUGUUGUGCUCCUCGAAAAUAUAUUUUAAAAACGUUUAUUUCUUAAAAAAAACAUAUAGUAAAACGUACAUCUACUUAUUUUAAAGUACUUCUUUUAUAGUACUUAUUUUAAAACAUAAACGAAUUUAACUACAAAAAAUGUGCCUUUAAAUAACGAUUUACAAAAAAGUUUUAAUAACCAACAUGUUUCAACCAAAAAUAAACUGCCACCAACUAUUGGCAUUUAUAUUAGUAAUAAAUGUAGUUAAAGCACAAUUAUCUAAUGAUCCACAAACAUAUCAACCACGUUAUAAUCCCCAAUAUACGAACACCCAAUCAAAUCAACAGAUCGGUUCUACGCAAUACGAUAAUCCUCUCUUAACCUCAAUACAGGAUCAGCAACAGCUGACAGGAAAUACAAAUACGCUUAACAGUGGUACUGUUCUAGGACAACAGAAUUACAAUACCUAUUAUGAUUCACAAUCAAAUAUAAAUCGUCAGCUUACGGGAGGCACUGGUAAUACAUUAUUGGGUGGUCAAAGUCCUGCUUACGAUCCAUUUAAUCGUAAUUUAAAUACAAAUACCAAUACAUACUCAUCUGUCGGUAGUAGUUAUUUAGAUAACUAUAGUGAUGAUCUGAAUUAUUGUCCCGAACAUUGGAUAUCGUUUAGACAAGAAUGUUAUCGUUUCAUACGUUCACCAAAACGUAAUUGGAUUGAUGCGAAAAAGAUUUGUAAAGCUUAUAACGCAGAAUUGUUAAAUGUCGAUAAUGUUGAGAAACAUUCAUUUAUUCUAAAGCAUUUAAUAUUACAAAACCAUCGGCAAAAUCGUUUCUGGACAUCCGCUCGCCAGACGGGUGUCAAUAGCUGGGGCAAUGAUGAUGGCACGCCUUUCCUAAUGAUCGAAGAUUCCUUUUCAUUUGAUGAAGAUCAGGCCAUUGAAAAUGAAGAUUUACAUGAUAAUCGUUUUCUGGUACAAAAUAGUUUCAAUGAUUAUAACAAUCGUAAUAAUCCCAAUCAAUAUUAUAAUACAAUUGGUGGUUCCGCGAACAGAAAUCAAAAUAAUUUACGUGGCUUUAUAGGUCCUGGUCAAUUUAAUGACAAUGGAUAUGUACGUGAUCGUUUAGUCUAUGCCUUCUCAAAGAAAAAUGAUCGUUGGAUGUUUAUGCCAGCAUAUGAUAUGGAAUUGAAUUUGUUUAUUUGCGAAUCAAAGCAACUAUACAAUCCUGAUAAUAUCAAUAUUAAACUGGAAAGUAAACGUCCUUUCCAUUAUGGUUUCGAUAUACGUGACUAUGAGAAAAUACCACGAGGUCCUUACUUUGUGAAACAGCCAAAUGAUACCACAUUCGAUACAAGUAAAAAUCGUCUAAUUAAUGAUGUAUCCCUAAGUUGUUUAGCUGGCGGUUAUCCCACACCCACAUAUCGUUGGUAUCGUGAGGUUUAUGAGAAUGAUACCUUGGAAUAUAAAGCUAUUGAUCCAUUAAAAGAUGAUCGUUAUACGGUAUCCGGAGGUAACCUAAUUAUUUACGAUCCCAAACAGGCAUUAGAUCAGGGUGCCUACCAUUGUGUAGCUGAAAAUAAAUUUGGUCGUAUACGUUCGGAAAGUGCUCAUUUGAAUUUUGGUUUCAUAAUGGAAUUCAAUUUAAAACGUUCAGCAGAAACGGGUGAAAUGAACUGGGGUAAAUCGAUAUUCUGUGAUCCUCCACAACAUUAUCCUGAGGUUAAAUACUAUUGGUCCAGGGAUUAUUUUCCCAAUUUUGUUGAAGAAGAUCAGCGUGUUUUUGUGUCGCAUGAUGGUGCUUUGUACUUCUCAUUCAUUGAAACAGUCGAUAGGGCCAAUUAUUCUUGUACUGUUCAAACUUUGGUAUCCGAUACAGGAAGAAAUGGCCCCUUCUUUCCUUUACGUGUUAAGCCCAAUAGUAAUUACCAAGCUUUAAUAUUCUCCAACUCUUUCCCAAAGGUUUUCCCAGAAGCUCCUAUAGCUGGUGAUGAGAUACGCUUAGAAUGUAUGGCUUUUGGUUAUCCAAUACCUUCAUAUAAUUGGACUAGACGUGGCCAGCCUUUACAACGUAAUGCCUAUACCAUAAACUAUAAUCGAGUUUUAAUCAUACAAAAUGCCACCACCAAUGAUAAUGGCGAAUAUACUUGUACCAUCUCAAAUCCACGCAAAACUAUAGAAAAAUCGAUUUUCAUCAAUAUACAAAUGAAACCACAAUUUACAAUACCUUUAAAGGAUCAAAUAAAAGACUAUAAUAGUGAUGUUACCUUCAUCUGUGAAUCCUUUGCCAUACCUGAUGUUAAUUACACCUGGUAUAAGAAUGCCGAACGUUUAGAUCCCGAAAAUAUCGAUAAGGAUCGUUUUAUAAUACAAGAUAAUGUUUUAACCAUAAAAUAUCUUGAUGCUGAUCGUGAUGAUGGCAUGUAUCAGUGUGGUGCUUCGAAUCAAUUGAAAACGGCCUUCUCCUCAGCUCAAUUGAGGGUGUUGUCCAUGAAGCCUUCUUUCAAGAAACAUCCUUUAGAAUCUGAAAUAUAUGCUGUACACAAUGGCAAUACAACAAUAGUAUGUGAUCCGGAAGCAGCACCACGUCCCAAGUUUCAAUGGAAGAAAGAUGGUCAAGUUAUUGGUGCGGGUGGUCAUAGACGUAUAUUGCCAAGUGGUACUCUAAUUAUAUCACCCACUUCUAGAGAUGACGAAGGCGUGUACACUUGUGUGGCCUCCAAUUCUGCCGGUUCAGAUGAAUCUCGUUCACGUCUAAUUGUGUUGCAGGAAUUACGUUUUAUACAAACGCCACCUUUGCGUAUAACAACUCAAGUCCAUGAUUUAAUAUAUUUACAAUGUGAAGCUAGUUAUGAUGAACUGUUGGAUGUUGCCUACGUUUGGAAACAUAAUGGUGAAGUUUUGCGUAAUAAUCAUGAUGGCACAGAACGAAUUAUUAUCGACUAUAACCGCUUAACUGUUCACAAUGUAACAAUGUUGGAUGGCGGAGAUUACGAAUGUGUUGUUAAAUCUUCUGUCAAUGAAAUUUCGGCCAAAACAAAUGUAGUUAUUGAAGGAUCUCCCGGGGCACCGGGUGGCGUGCAGGUUAUUGAUGUUGGAAAGACUAGAGCAAUUAUUGAAUGGAUUGAUGGCGCUACAAAUGGUCGUCCUAUACGUUAUUAUAAUAUAUUGGGUCGUACCAAUUGGAAUCGUACCUGGGUCAAUGUAUCUACACAUGUCCAGGCGCGGGAAGUUGAUCGCUACACUGGUAGACAGCAAGCAGAAGUAACCAACUUAACACCCUGGUCUUCAUAUGAGUUUAGUGUAGCGGCCGUUAACGAUUUAGGCAUUGGUAUACCCUCAGCUCCCUCACCUAUCUAUAGUACACAUGAGGAUAAACCCUACAUAGCGCCACGUAAUGUUGGAGGUGGUGGUGGUAAGAUAGGAGAUCUUACCAUAACCUGGGAUCCUCUAUUGCCUGAAGAACAACAUAGUCAUGGUAUACAUUAUAAGAUAUUCUAUAGACUUAAAGGUAAAUUUGAAUGGGCUACGGAUAUUGUGAAGAGAGCAGAUCAUAUUGGAAUGGCUGUGGUGAAUGUGCCCAUAAAUAACUACUACACAGAAUAUGAAGUCAAAGUACAAGCCAUAAAUAAUAUUGGAAAAGGCCCUGAAAGUGAACCUGUAGUAAUAUAUUCUGCCGAAGAUAUGCCACAAGUGGCACCACAAAAACCCAUAGCUUUAGCAUACAAUUCAACAGCUUUCAAUGUCACUUGGCAGCCCAUUGAUUUAACACGCGAAAAUAUAAGAGGAAAACUUAUUGGUCACAGAAUCAAAUACUGGAAGACUACACAUCAGGAAGAAGAUGCUGUUUACUAUUUAUCACGUACCGUACGCAAUUGGGCUUUAAUUGUAGGUCUACAGCCCGAUACUUAUUAUUUUGUUAAAGUAAUGGCUUACAAUGCUGCCGGCGAAGGACCAGAAAGUGAACGUUUCGAAGAACGUACUUAUCGAAAGGCACCACAAAAACCACCUUCUUCGGUGCAUGUGUUCGGUGUUAAUCCUUCAACUGUACGAGCAGUGUGGCGUUAUGUAUCACCGGCACAAGAUGAAGAACCUAUAGAGGGCUAUAAGGUGCGUGUCUGGGAGUCUGAUCAAAAUAUGAUAACGGCAAAUGAUACAAUAAUACCAGUGGGACAAAAACUCGAAGCCUAUAUAACAAAUCUAACGCCGGGUAAAAUGUAUAACAUGCGUAUAUUGGCCUUCAGCAACGGCGGUGAUGGACGCAUGUCUAGUCCUACGGUUCAUUUCCAAAUGGGUAAAACAACACGAAAUCAUGCCGAUCGUCGCUAUAAUUUUAAUGUCAAUACUUUAUUAAUCGUAACCAUUUUAACAUUCAUAUCUGCCUCAUUAUUUAACAAUUAGUUGAUUAUUAAUUUAUUCGUUUUUAAAGCAAAUAACGCACAGUUAAAUUAGCAAAGCGAUAAGAAACAAAAUUUUUUAACAAAAAAUCUCAAAUGUGAAAAACAUGUAACUGCAAACAUUCCGUCCAUUAAAUGCAGUCAUUAUAAACUUAUAAAGAAGAAAAAACAAAUACAAACAAUUCGAAUAUAUCCAAAAGAAUAUCCCACAAAGUAGAUUUUAAGCAAAACAAUUAUUAAUUCCAUUUUUUAAAAAAAAAAAACAUAAAGCAAACAAAACUAUUUGUAUGUUAUAUAUAGUUUAGUUAUUUAUAACUAAAUAUAACGCUCUUAAAGUGCCCUUAUUAUAUAAUUAAGAUUUAUAUACAAAUUAAGAUAUUUUAUUAUAUACAAAAAAUACAUAACAUACAUAUUUAUAAGUUUAUAUUCGAUUAUAUAGUAUUGCGUAUGUUAUUUUAUAUUUCUCUUUUAUAUAGUUCUAUCUAUAUGUUUUAAUAUAAAAACAUCUUUUUUGUUUUGCCCUUAUUAAUGUUCUUAAGUAUUUCGUCCAUUUAUUUGUUCUUUCGUAAUUAUUAAUAAAAAAAUCAUAUCUUUUUUAAAAUUUUA
Molecule: messenger RNA, 5038 nt
Organism: Lucilia sericata (common green bottle fly)
Lineage: Eukaryota; Metazoa; Arthropoda; Insecta; Diptera; Calliphoridae
Gene: Cont
Product: contactin
Exons: 9
Coding region: 243-4436 (1397 amino acids)
Biological process (GO): cell-cell adhesion
Molecular function (GO): protein binding
Source: RefSeq, a predicted model, not a curated record